Hipposideros armiger (great roundleaf bat) is the source of this 5322-nucleotide messenger RNA. RefSeq names its product Rho guanine nucleotide exchange factor 37 (gene ARHGEF37). The coding region runs from base 648 to 2600 and encodes 650 amino acids. The record is from RefSeq and is a predicted model, not a curated record. The transcript has 12 exons. Gene Ontology annotation, molecular function: guanyl-nucleotide exchange factor activity; protein binding. Gene Ontology annotation, cellular component: cytoplasm. Lineage: Eukaryota; Metazoa; Chordata; Mammalia; Chiroptera; Hipposideridae.
GUCCCACUCACAGUAGUGAGAGAAGGACAAACACCUCCACAUAGAAAAGGAAACUGGGGUGUAGGGAGACGGGCAGAUUUGUCUAAGAUUGCGCAGAGGGCACUCAGGAAAGCUGGGUCCUGGGUAGCCCACACGCAGAAUUAAAUCAGUGUCCAGCCCUGAAGUUUAUUGAUUCGGCGGGAGCACAGAAAUCCAGUGAUCCAGACGUCAACAUUCCCAUCAGUGGCUUCUGUUCCGGACGUCAACAUUCCCACCUGUUUUCUGGGUGAGGAGCCCAAAAGAGAAAGCUACUUAAUGAGAAGCCACGGGGGUGUGUGUCCCUGGGUGCGGCGGCGCUAACACCCACUUGGCAACUUCACGCUGCUGGCUGCGAGCCAGCUCGGGGCUAUUGCUGCUGCCGCUGGGCCGCAAGUGGAAAACAACCUGGCUCCAGAAAGACAAUUAACAAAGGCUGGAGAUCCGGCAACCCCUUCCUGACGCACGCACGCAGCGUGGGCAGAGCCGCGCUCACCGUGGGGACCGCGGAGCAGAGGCCUGGCGUGGCGCGGGUCCCGGGAGCCCGGUGCCCCUCCUGCCCUGGCUGCAUAGUCACGGGGUGGCCGAGUUCUGAGCUAGGGCACCGGCACAUAGCACGCGAACCUGCUGACAUGGCCGAUCAUGGGGCUGAUGAGCCCAGGACAGGGAGUCCGGAUGGGGAGAGUCGCGUCUCUGAGGACAGAUGGGCGCUCCAUCAGAGGCUGGCCGUCAAGGAGCUGAUCAGCAGCGAGGCCUCGUACGUGAACCUGCUCCAGCUCUGUGCCUUGGCCAUCAGAAGCCGCCUGCAGCAGCAAGGGGACAUCCCAACACGCCUUUGGGAACUCCUUGUUGCUUUUUCGCUAUCAGGUAACCUAUUCCUGGAAUCCCAGGAGGAGUUGGAGCGAGUCUAUAAGGUCUACUGUGCCAACUACGACCAGGCCUUGCAGCUGGUAGAGUCGUACCGGAAGGACCCAGAGCUGCAGCGGGAGAUCCAGGACGUCAUUACGGCAGUGGUGCCGCAAGCCGGACCCUCAGGCCUCAGUUUCUUACUGGUAAUCCCUAUGCAGAGGAUUACCAAAUACCCACUGCUGCUGCAGAAAAUCCUGGAGAACACACUGCCUGAUGCCAGUGCCUUUCCUGUCCUGCAGAGGGCUGCCUCUGCCCUCCAGGACGUGAACACCAACAUUAAUGAGUACAAGAGGCGCAAGGAAGUGGCCUCCAAGUACACCAGGGUGGAGCAGCUGACCCUCCGGGAGCGACUGGCCCGCAUCAACACACACACCCUAUCCAAGAAGACCACUCGGCUGAGCCAGCUGCUGAAGCAGGAGGCAGGGCUCGUGCCCAGGACAGAAGAUAAGGAAUUUGAUGAUUUAGAAGAGAGGUUCCAAUGGGUCUCACUGUGUGUGACCGAGCUGAAGAACAACAUGGCUGCUUACCUGGAUAAUCUGGAGGCUUUCGUCCGCUUCCAGCCACAGGAAUGUGACCUGGACAUCCCCGAGGGGCCGGUGGUACAGUACUGCAACCUGGCGAGAGACCUGCAGCUCCAGGCCUUCCCUGAGUUCAAGCAGCGGCUGGAAGGCCUGGUUUGGCAGCCACUGUGCAGCCUGACCAAAGCCCUGGCUGGCCCUCAGAACCUGAUCAAGAAGCGUCUGGACAAACUGCUGGACUUUGAGCGGCUGGAACAAAAGCUGUUGGAGGUGGGCAGUGCGACCUAUGAGGAAAAUGAGGCCCGGCACACAUACCAGGCACUCAACUCCCUGCUCGUGGCUGAACUCCCGCAGUUUAACCAGCUGGCUGUGCAGUGGCUGGGCCAUAUCCUGCGUACGUUCAUGGCUCUUCAGAGGGACCUUGCAAAGCAAGUGCUGCAGAAGGCAGAGGGCAGCUUGUCCCAGCUGCCCCACCACCAGCUCUCUGAGCCAGCCUUCAGGAAGCUGGUGGAGGACACACUAGGCCAGGCUGCUCACCAGCUUCACUCCUUUCAAGAGAACUUCGAGAAAGUGCUACCACCUCCCACCAUACAACCACUCCUGCCGGGGGCUGAACGCCAGGUGCAGGCUCUUCUGAGCAGGUAUGGCCCAGGAAAGCUGUACCAGGUGACAAGCAACAUCAGCGGGACAGGGACCCUGGACCUAACACUGCUGCGGGGCCAAAUUGUGGCGCUCCUUCAAAACAAGGACACCAAAGGCAACAGCAACCGCUGGCUGGUGGACACCGGGGGACAGCGAGGGUACGUGCCAGCUGGGAAACUGGAGCUGUACCAUGUCGUCCCUGGUGAGGAGAAGCUCAGAGGGCAGGCGGGGCCUCCAGAGGACUCCCGACGUCUAACACCAGAGCCCACCCCAGCCCUAGUCCCCUCCGUCCCAACUGGGUCCCAGGUGGUGGCAGUGUACCCCUUUGUGGCCAGAAACAGCCAUGAAGUGAGUCUGCAAGCAGGCCAGCCUGUGACGGUCCUAGAGGCCCAGGACAAGAAGGGGAACCCAGAAUGGAGCCUCGUGGAAGUGAAUGGACAGAGGGGAUAUGUGCCUUCCAGCUUCCUGGCCAGGGCCCCAAGCCCGAUGCCUUGGGGCUGGAGUUUGCCCUCCUAGGGUGCCUUCCUCAGAGCCCAUGCUGCCGAAGGAUGGGGAGGCUUAGAGGCUGUGACCCCAGGAGGGAAGACAAGGCGGGGCGGAAGGGGCCAUCAGGCCAGGGUGGGGUGAAGGGCACGCAGGAGGCAGACAGAAGAGGUGGGCGGGCCUUUGCAAACUGCCUGGCACGGGUGGGCACGAAAGGCAGCAGUUGGGAACCACUUAUGGUAUCUCUGUAAAGAGGUCAUUGCAACCUGCAGUCCAUAGCCUGGGUGGCAGGCCACGUUGGUAAGAACUUGCCAUGGCUAAUGGCCAGUCUUACCUGUGACCCCAUCUGGACCUGCUCAUGGAGUGGGUCUCCCAGGCGAAUGUUACCUGUGUGCUAGGUAGGGGUGCUAGAGAAUCCUAGAACUGCCUGGCUUGACAGUUCACUUACUACAUGUGAUAUCAGGAGGCACCGUAGCUGACCAGUCAUCUUUUAUGUCUCUGUACUGGGAGCUGCGUUACCUUGGGCAGUGAACCCCAGAGGGCCUUCUCUAGCUGGAGAGGUUCCCAGGAGACCCUUGCCUGGGCCUGGGAGUGGGCAUGACCAAAUCACAGUUCUGGGAUGUGUGUAGGAAAAUUCAGAGCCUGUUCCAGGGGAGAAGGGAUUUUGAGGGUGUGUUCGUUUGGGCAUAUGAGGCUGUUGGCAGCAGUUGUACUCUGCUGCUGUGUUCUCUGGACUAGGGGACAAAGAGGCAUGCAAAUCACAGAGGAAACUGUGAAGCAGGUGAUCACAGGCCUGGUGGUGGGGGAGAUUAGGUAAUGGCUUGGUUUCCUGUUUCUGGAAGGAAGGGAGCCAGGGGGAACCCCCAGUAGUUUCAGGAGGCAACGGUUGUGAUGUCAGUUGGCUGUGGGACCUUAGACAUAGGACACGACCCCUGUUCUCCCACCCAUAAAAACCUAACCUAGGGUUGUGGCGAGAAUGACAUGAGGCUAAUGAUGUGCACGCUCCUUGCAAAUUGUGAAGUGUAAAUAAAUGUAAAUGACCAUAGGUAGCAGGAUAUUCGGGAAGUGGUCUCCGUAUGGCCCCAGCACUUGCAUCCAUGCUCCACUUCCCAUGCCCGAACCCACGGCAGAUGUCAUUCAUCAACGUGGUGUCCAUUCCCACCAGCCUAGGCUCUACCACAGGAGCCUUCUCAAUACUGCAUUCCAGGUAGCCAAACUCUUGAAUUUGGUGAGAUCAAACCUAUUAGCAUUCCUUUCUAGAACCUGAAAACGGAAGCCCCUCAAAACGGCUCUGUUCAAGAAAGACUGACUCAUUGGGGAAAUUUUGGGUUCAGCUGCUAUUGAAUUAUCAUCUUUAGGUUGUCACUCUGGGCUUAAGGUAAAUCGUAAGAUUCAUAGAAGAGCAAAGAGAUCCAGCAUGAUCUUUAAUACAAAUGACAAAUUUUGGAACCAACCCAAGUUAGAGUGUGUGUAAAAACAGGUGGAAGUUAAGACUCACCCCCAAGAACAGCUCUAUGUUAUUAAACUGUAAGCCCUGGUGUUUAGAGGGCUUUUAAGAAAUAUAGACAUGUCUGUGUCAGACAGCUUGUAACUCACCACCUUUGGGCUUGUGAAAACGUGAAGACUGCAUAAUGCUAGAGAAACUCAGUCCCCAUAAUCCCUCUCCCAGCCCCACAUUCACUUUACAAGAUGCUCUUGACUCAUUUUUCUUUUUCUUUCCUGCUCAGAUUCCUGAUACAGAUAGGAAGCAUAAGGGAGCAGAUAAUAAGAUAAGAAACCCAUUUGUGGCUCCACAAUACUUACCGAGAGCCUGCUGUGUGCUAGGACCCUACCUAGCUCAAAAGUUUCUCCAUGUGGCCGCUUACUGCCGUCACCUGGGCAGCUUUCAAGUAUGGCUGAGGCCAGGACCCCACCUGGGGAUUCUGAUGUAAUUUUUCUGGGGGUGUGGCCUGAGCCUCAGGAACUCAGAAGGCUCUCCAGCUGAUGAGUGUGUGGCCAGAGUGGGGGACCUCUGACCUAGACACGCGGUGGUGGACAAGCGACUUGGGGAUCAGAAAUGGCCAUAAGCUAUACGCUAGGACAUGCCCCUUCUCAGCUUUGUACUAGCUCAGAUGUUUUGAACAGGCAGCUUUAGAGGUGGUUUGAAGUAGGACAGCCUGUCCUGUCAGGUCCCAGAAUGUAUAUUUAUUAAGUGCCAUUAGAAGGGACCUGAACAAAAUUGGAUGUUCUUGUAGGCAGAAAGGAGAAAACUGAAAUACACUUGGAACAAAAUCUAUCUCAUGAAGGGAAAAUUAAAAUGUAUUCAGUAGCACAUGGAUUACAGUUUCUUGUGGACCAGGGGAUGAGAUUAAAAGUCUCUGAAGGGUGAGAAAAUGCAUAUUGAGAAGAUAGAGAAUGGCCUGGAUUUUCUCCAGGGGACUCUCUAUAACGUGCCUUUUCCCCCCAAAAUGCCUAGAACCAUUGCACUGUGUCUUGUUUAGUUCACUGUUAGGCUGUCACAUAUUGAACCUGCUAAGGUAUUUGCCUAUGAACCCAACUAGACUUUAGGGGUUGAAGACUGAUUCACAGGGGUGCUCCUUACUACCUGCAGGGGAGUGAGACCUCUUUAACUUUUUGGGCCCCAGCCCCGUUUUGGACAUGAGGACAAGAUUACAAUCUCAAAGAUCAGAUGAGUGAAUUCUUGGUUAAUAUAAUGAGCUCUGGCUUGGUGAAUAACUGAUGUGAACUACUGGGAAUAAAGGACUUCAAAGAUGAA